UUAAUCAGAUGAUGAGGGGGGAGAGUGUUCGUUAGAGCGGAACAAAUAAAACCACAAUACAUUUAACAGGUGAUUAGGAGAAGUGCAGUACAACAUAGCAACCAGACAAACACAGGUUUCUCAGCAGUCUGACUCCACCGGCCAUGGAUUAUUAUGGGAUUAUAUGGGCCCAGGCUGCACAAGUGUGGAUGAGUUGUAUGGAAUUGUUAAUGGAAUUGUAAAGAGAAGUAACAGACUGAGACUGAGAAGCUGAUCACACACACUGCUUGUAUAGGGGAGGGGCAUCACAAGGAAAUAUGGUUGGAAAAAAACUAGCCUGGCUUCCUGUAAAACCGGAAUUACUGGGUGCAAGUGCCUGAACCACCAACGGACUGCCCCAAAACAGACUCAGAGCAAGGAGAAGGGAGUAUCGGGCUGAUUAAGAGGGACACAGAGGCUAAGGCUGACAGGGCACAGGCUGAUAGAGAGGGGCACAGAGGCUAAGGCUGACAGUUGGGGCACAGGCUGAUAGAGAGGGGCACAUAUGCUAAGGUUGACAGUUGGGGCACAGGCUGAGAGGGGCACAGAGGCUAAGGCUGACAGUUAGGGCAAAGUCACACAGGCUGAUAGAGAGGGCACAGAGGCACAGGCUGAUAGACAGAGGCAUAGGUUGAUAGACAGGGGGACAGGUUGAUAGAGAGGGGCACACGCAUAGGGAAAGACAGCAAAUAAGGCAAGGACCACAGCAGGGAAACAGCAAGAGGCAAAGGGGUAAUAAGGGCCUGCAGGAAACAGACACAAGACACCGAUAUAGAGGCAGUGACAAAGAACUGGGAAGAGACACACUGGAAAAUAAAAACUACAGUAGGUGAACGGAAAAUCAGGGAGCUAUAAAAAGACAAGAAGGAGCAGAUCAGGUUGUUGGAGUGAGAAAUGGAAGCACAGGGGGAGCACCCUCCAGAGGUCACAGCAGCUCAUGGGACCAAAGACGCCAGUUUGCCUGCCCACCCUAUGUACACUCAAGAGCCGAGAGCUUCAUUUACUCCCCAAUACAUCAGCCCAACAGUAGAGCGCCCGAAAGAGGACUUCUUCAUCUUCAGGCCCCGUCUACUGGAGCAGGCUAUACAGGAUCUGAAGAACCAGCUCUCCAAGGACGAAGAUGGGGACAUGAGGACCGUCUGGAUACUAACAACGAUCAGCCACUGGGGCACAGAGAAUGAGGUGCUGGUGCUGCUGUGUGAUCGUUCUCUCCUGCUCUGCUACUAUGACUUUGUGGGGCUCUGCAGCUCCCGGAUCUUCCGCAUCCCACUCAAUUACAUUGAUACAGUGACAUGGGGGCCGCUGUCAUAUCCCAAGACUGCCCUGCACAAGCACGAGGGCCCUGCUCUCCAGGUGCAGUGGGACAAGCUCCGACCUCCACCUUCUUUUGUAUCAAGAUGGAAUCCAUGGGCAGAUCUUCCCUAUGUCAUUCUCACCCAGCACCCAGGAUCCACAAAUAAGGCAGAAAUGCACGGGAUGUGCCAGUUGGAGCAGUUCAUGGAACACCUAGUGGAAUCGGUGAGAUUGUCCUAUACACAAAACCCCCUCCCGGGCCGAGACAAUGGCCUGCUGGUCCUUCACAGACCUGUGAACAUGGAGACAUCUCUGGGGCUCAUCUCACUGCUGAACACAAGCAUCCAGUUGGGGUACGCCAAGUCCAGAUCUGGCUUUGGAUUCUGAGCGGUUGAUCUAGAAUGGGAAUGUUCCAGGUGGCACAUCAAUGGCUCAAUGUAAUGUAUCAGAGAAGACUUGGGGUUGGUGUGGCUCGACUUCAGUGUGCUUCAAAGGCCAAUAUGAAGAACCACAAAAUAUGGACGUAGGGUAACUAGCAGAGAACAGUAUAUUAUAAUGAGGAAUAGCACCAUGUUGGAUUUCACCUUGAGGCCUUCACUGAUCGGCUCUUAUCUAGACUUCUCCACACGUUGAGAUCUGGAGACAUCUCUGUGCCGACAUUGAUUGGGUUCAAGGUUCUGCAAUAGAUUAUGAUUGGCCAAACAAAUCAUCCAACACAUUUGGACUGUCCUUGUCAGAGACUAUGGUCAGUCCACAGAAAGCCAUGUAUGACCUAUGGCGAAAUAUUGCUAUUAUAAUGUUGGAUUAUUUGUCUUAAGCCAAGUAGGACAUGUUUACUUGUUAUUUAUCUACAAUUCAAGCGACUAAACAUUCCAGCAAGUCCUAAUAUUCUUGUGUGUACAGGUAUGGGAUCUGUUAUCUGUAAACCCAUUAUACAAAAAGCUCCGAAUUACAGAAAGGUUGUCUCCCAUAGACUACAUUGUAAUCAAAUAAUCAAGAGUAUUUCCUUUUUCUCUGUAAUAAUAAAGAAAUUGAAAUUGCAGUGCAGUUGUGCUUGUCUGGGUAACCAGCAGUGCAGUUAUGUGGGUAAAUAGCAGUGCAGUUGUACUCAAUCCCAACUAAGAUAUAAUUAAUCCUUAUUGGAAGCAAAACCAGCCUAUUGGGUUUAUUUCAUGUUUAUAUGAUUUUCUAGUAGACUUAAGGUAUGAAGAUCCAAAUGACAGAAAUAUCCCUUAUCAGGAAAACCCCAGGUCCUGAGCAUUCUGGAUAACAGGUCCCAUACCUGUAUAUGGAAAUAUCAUACUGUUGAUUGCUUUCUUGAAGGCACUUUAUGAAUAUAAUUACCAGAAUAAUGUGUGUAUAUUUUAAAGGGGACCAGUCACCCAGACAUAAAAAGAUGUUUAAUAAAAUGUCCAAAUUUAAUAUGAAAA
This is a messenger RNA of Xenopus laevis (African clawed frog), 2741 nucleotides long. Its product is annotated as tumor protein p63-regulated gene 1-like protein. The transcript is spliced from 5 exons. The coding region runs from base 913 to 1698 and encodes 261 amino acids. NCBI's taxonomy places the organism in Eukaryota, Metazoa, Chordata, Amphibia, Anura, Pipidae. The record is from RefSeq and is a predicted model, not a curated record.